GUUAUUGUUGUAGCUCAGUUGCUCAACUUAUCUAUCAGUUCUGCACAAAUAUCAGUUUCUUACAAGCACUUACACAGAUAGCAAAGUGUUCCUCUGAAUUAAGAUAUGUCUAGUACUGCUGGCCUUGUAAUUCCCUGCAAAGCUGCGGUAGCAUGGGAGGCAGGGAAGCCAUUGGUGAUCGAACAAAUCGAAGUUGCCCCGCCUCAAACCAUGGAAGUUCGAGUAAAGAUCAAAUACACUGCUCUUUGCCGAACAGACUUCUACUUUUGGGAAGCCAAGGGAAGUACUGCUACUCAGUUAUUUCCUCGAAUUUUCGGUCAUGAAGCUGCUGGCAUUGUAGAAAGUGUUGGUGAGGGAGUGAAUGAUUUCGAAGUAGGGGAUCAUGUUCUUCCAGUGUUCACCGGAGAAUGUGGGGAAUGUCGCCACUGCAAAUCCGAGGAGAGCAACAUGUGUAAUUUGUUACGAAUGAAUCCUUACCAAGGCGUGAUGCUCAACGAUGGAAAAUCUCGGUUUUCUCUCAAGGGAAAUCCUGUUUACCAUUUCAUAGGAACAUCUACUUUCAGUGAAUACACUGUGGUUCAUUCGGGUUGUCUUGUGAAGAUUAACCCACUAGCACCCUUAGACAGAGCCUGCAUUCUUAGUUGUGGAGUCUCGACAGGUUUAGGCGCGACUUUGAAUGUAGCAAAACCGAAGAAAGGCUCUACUGUUGCUGUUUUUGGACUCGGGGCGGUUGGGCUUGCGGCUGCUGAAGGUGCUAGAAUUGCUGGUGCAUCAAGAAUAAUAGGGGUUGCACGAAAUCCCGACAGGUUUGAAGAAGCCAAGAAGUUUGGUGUCACGGACUUUGUCAAUCCGAAAGAUUAUGACAGACCGAUUCAAGAGGUUAUUAGGGAGAUGACAGACGGAGGAGUUGAUCGGAGUAUCGAGUGCACCGGAAAUGUGGAUAUUAUGAUAUCUGCCUUCGAGUGCGUUCAUGAUGGAUGGGGAGUGGCUGUGCUGUGUGGAGUUCCUAGCAAGGAUGCAGUUUUUAUGACAAAGCCGAUAAAUGUUCUUAAUGAGAGAACUCUUAAAGGCACGUUUUUUGGCAACUAUAAGCCUAAGUCGGAUCUUCCUUCUGUUGUCGAUAUGUACAUGAAUAAGGAGUUGGAUCUCGACAAAUUCAUAACUCAUAGAGUUUCUUUCUCGGAAAUCAACAAAGCUUUUGAGUACAUGAAAAAUGGGGAAGGCUUGCGCUGCAUCAUCAGCUUGGAAGAUUAAAAUUCUACCGGAACAAGCAAAAUCAGAGUUUUCAAAAAAUGGUUCAUGUUUUCCUACAACUUCUAAUUGUGUUUAAUAAACCUAUACCCUCUCUUUCUAAUUCUAUCAAUUGUAUUGGAAACAUUGUUCAUACAAACCUCAGAAUGUGAAAAUUGGCUUCACAAUAGCCAACUACGAAAUCAACUGUAUGCGGUGAAAUCUUUAUCAACAGCCAAAAAUAACGAGUCACAAAUACAAUGAAAAACAAUACUAAUCGGCUUCAUUGCUUAGGA
This is a messenger RNA of Amaranthus tricolor (Joseph's coat), 1526 nucleotides long. Its product is annotated as alcohol dehydrogenase 1-like. Gene Ontology annotation, molecular function: S-(hydroxymethyl)glutathione dehydrogenase [NAD(P)+] activity; zinc ion binding. Bases 106 to 1254 code for a protein of 382 amino acids. Gene Ontology annotation, biological process: formaldehyde catabolic process. The transcript has 10 exons. NCBI's taxonomy places the organism in Eukaryota, Viridiplantae, Streptophyta, Magnoliopsida, Caryophyllales, Amaranthaceae. Gene Ontology annotation, cellular component: cytosol. The record is from RefSeq and is a predicted model, not a curated record.